This is a messenger RNA of Cuscuta epithymum, 3534 nucleotides long. The record is from the annotation of a GenBank genome assembly. NCBI's taxonomy places the organism in Eukaryota, Viridiplantae, Streptophyta, Magnoliopsida, Solanales, Convolvulaceae.
CAGCGAUGGUGAAAUUGGGUUGGGCACAGCAGGGCCGUAUAUAUACUAUCACGUCUCAGAGUGAAAUUGUCUAUACUUAGUUUAUUGGUUUGAUUCGUCUCACCGCUGAUGGCUGUUCUCGCUCUUCCCUUGUUGACUUCAAUCAUCAGACCUCAUAAUUGUCGCUUCUCUUUCUUCAUCACCGCCGUGCCCCGCGAACAGGCCACACUUCGCCGGCGCUUUUUCUCCCGGAUCCACAGUAUCUCCGCUUUGAACACCCAUUCGGCGUGCCAUGACUAUGACUCUGGCCCCAAUUCUGAUAAUCGAAGUAAGCUACCGGCCCCCACUUUUCAACAAGCAAUCCAGCGCCUCCAGGAGUAUUGGGCUUCUGUAGGAUGUGCUGUGAUGCAAUGCAGCAAUACUGAGGUUGGAGCAGGGACAAUGAAUCCUCUGACAUUUUUAAGGGUUCUAGGUCCGGAACCAUGGAAUGUUGCUUAUGUGGAACCUAGUAUUCGGCCAGAUGAUAGCCGUUAUGGUGAGAAUCCGAAUCGGCUUCAAAGGCAUACUCAAUUCCAGGUUAUAUUGAAGCCUGAUCCUGGAAACUCGCAGGACCUUUUCAUCCGGAGUUUGUCAGCCCUAGGAAUCAAUAUUAGUGAGCACGACAUUCGCUUUGUUGAGGACAACUGGGAGAGCCCAGUGCUUGGUGCCUGGGGUUUGGGUUGGGAAGUUUGGAUGGAUGGGAUGGAAAUUACCCAAUUCACAUACUUUCAGCAGGCUGGAAGUAUUCAGUUGGAGCCAAUAUCUAUUGAAAUUACUUACGGCCUUGAGCGUAUCCUUAUGUCACUUCAGGGAGUUGAUCAUUUCAAAAAUAUUCAGUAUGCCCAUGGGAUAACAUAUGGAGAGCUUUUCCUGGAAAAUGAGAAGGAAAUGAGCGCAUACUAUCUGAAACAUGCUACUGUUGAUCAUAUUAAAAAACAUUUUGAUUUGUUCGAAGCUGAAGCUCAACAUAUGCUUGAUUUAGGCCUACCGUUACCUGCGUAUGAUCAGGUUUUGAAGACAUCCCAUGUUUUUAAUAUACUAGACUCUAGAGGCUUUGUUGGAGUGACAGAACGAGUUCGUUAUUUUGGUAGGAUGCGUAGUUUAGCUCGUCACUGUGCUCAACUCUGGCUAAAGACAAGGGAGAGUCUUGGCUACCCACUUGGUGUGAUAUCUCACCCUGACCAUCUUGUUAUUACAAGAGAUACGCUGAAGGGAGCAGCUGGACAGGUGCCUGAAGAGACACAGUUGUUUGUGCUUGAGAUCGGGACAGAAGAGCUGCCCCACAAUGAUAUAGCUGAUGCAUGCGAGCAACUCAAAGAUGUAAUUGUUAAGUUGUUGGACAAACUCAGAUUGGCUCACGGAGAAGUGCAAACAUAUAGCACACCACGUAGACUUGUGGUUCAUGUUCAACACUUAAAUUUUAAGCAAGAUGAGGUUGGUGUUGAGGUUCGUGGACCUCCAGUUUCCAAAGCAUUUGAUAACCAAGGAAAUCCAACAAAGGCUGCUGAAGGUUUUUGCCGUAAAAACAAUGUUCCCAUAAAGUCCAUGUACAAACGGCCUGAAGGUAAAACGGAAUAUAUCUAUGUACGUGUAGUGGAACAUGCUCGGCUUGCUCUAGAGGUUUUAUCUGAAGAUCUACCUGGGGCAAUAUCCAGGAUAUCAUUCCCGAAGUCGAUGCGUUGGAACUCUGAUGUUCUCUUCAGCAGACCUGUUCGUUGGAUUUUGGCCCUUCAUGGAGGCGUUGUAGUACCCUUUUCAUUUGCUGGUGUAGUGAGUGGAAAUGUGUCGCAUGGUCUACGUAACACUCCUUCUGCCACUGUGGAGGUAGUAGAUGCAGCAUCGUAUGGCGAUAUGAUGCAACAUGCUGGGAUUUUUGUUGAUGUUGAGCAACGCAAGAAGUUUAUAUUGGAGCAGUCCCAUGAUCUUGCAAAAAGUGUAAAUGGAUUUCCUAUCGUGCAGACUGGUUUACUUGACGAAGUUGUAAAUCUUGUUGAGGCACCUGUGCCAGUACUUGGAAAAUUUAAGGACACCUUCCUAGAGCUUCCUAAAGAACUACUGAUAAUGGUCAUGCAGAAGCACCAGAAAUACUUUGCAGUGACUAAUGAGAAUGGGGAUCUGCUGCAUUACUUCAUUGCUGUUGCAAAUGGAGCAAUUAAUGAAACGGCGGUGAUAAAAGGAAAUGAAGCUGUACUCAGAGCUCGGUUUGAAGAUGCAAAGUAUUUCUAUGACUUGGAUAGAAGUAAAAAGUUUUCUGAAUUUCGAAUUCAACUAAAGGGGAUACUUUUCCAUGAGAAGCUGGGAACAAUGCUGGAUAAGAUGGUGCGGGUUGAACACCUGGUUAGUGAAGUUAGUCUGUCUCUGGGUAUAGAUGAAGAAACUCUUGAAGUUAUCCAUGAUGCAGCAUCUUUGGCAAUGUCAGAUCUAGCUACAGCAGUUGUUACAGAGUUGACCUCCCUCUCAGGGAUAAUGGCACGUCACUAUGCUCUUAGAGAUGGCUAUUCAGAGGAGGUGGCAGAGGCCUUAUUUGAGAUCACUCUUCCACGGUUUUCGGGAGAUUUAGCCCCAAAAACAGUCGCCGGGACAAUGUUAGCAAUUGCUGACAGGUUGGACAGCCUUGUUGGCUUGUUUGCUGCUGGUUGUCAACCAAGCUCUACUAAUGAUCCAUUUGGCUUGCGAAGGAUUGCUUAUGGCCUUGUGCAACUUCUGGUAGAGAAUGACAGAAAUAUGGAUUUAAGACAAGCUUUGCAACUUGCUGCUGCUGUUCAGCCCCUGAAAGUAGAGGCCAGGACAGUUGAUGAUGUACAUCAGUUUGUUACACGAAGAUUAGAACAAUUUCUGAUGGAUAAAGGCAUUGUCCCUGAAAUAGUUCGAUCUGUUCUUGUGGAGCGGGCAAACUUGCCUCAUUUGGCAACCAAGUCAGCACAAAAAAUGCAAUACUUGUCAGAUGGGGUCCUGCGAAAGGUUGUGGAAGCAUAUUCUCGCCCAACAAGAAUUGUGCGUGGAAAGGAUGUAAAUGCUGAUGUGGAGGUGGACGAUACAGCUUUUGAAGCAAAUGAAGAGCAUCGUCUGUGGAACACUUUUCUAUCAUUAAGAAGCAAAGUUCAUGCUGAAAUCGAAGUGGAUGAUUUUUUUGAAGCCUCCUUAGCACUUGUAGAGCCGAUAGAGAAUUUCUUUAAUCACGUGUUUGUAAUGGUGGAAGAUGAAAGAAUAAGAAACAAUAGGCUUGCCAUGCUCAAGAAAAUUGCAGAACUACCUCUUGGAAUUGUAGACCUCUCAGUCUUACCGGGAUUUUGAAUGUUUAACCCCUACAUGCUACGUAAAAUAUGUACUUUUUCUAGAAUUCAUAUUCCGUAAUCACAACAUUGUAUUCACACGAUUGGUUUGGGAUAAGAAUUUGUUAUAAGUAGCUGUUGUUAGUUCUCAUUUUUCAUACGAGGAGUGCUUUGUAAAAAUAAAAAAUAAAAAAAAUAAAAAUGUACUCUCUCUCUCUAUAUAUAUAUAAAAUUAGACUAAGCU